Phoenix dactylifera (date palm) is the source of this 2299-nucleotide messenger RNA. The record is from RefSeq and is a predicted model, not a curated record. NCBI's taxonomy places the organism in Eukaryota, Viridiplantae, Streptophyta, Magnoliopsida, Arecales, Arecaceae.
AUCUAAAAUAAUUGAUGCACCGUUAAUUUGAUAAUCUUGAUUGAUAUAUGAUAAACUUCGCUAUAUAAAUGACAAUGGCGGAGAAGAAAUUUUUGUUCAUAUAUUGUAUGGUAUGUUUGGUUUUCUAAUUAGUUCAUUGAAAAAAGGUCGAAAGAAGGGCCAUGAAAGCUCACGUUGGCAUGAGCCAUGGACUGGUGGUGCUAUUGCUUGUGAUGAUCUCCUUGUGGUGCACUAAGGCUAUGGUGUAGGCAAACGAAGGUGCGGCAGCAUCUGAAGCGAUUGAAUAAGCCUGCAGUUAAGAGCAUCAAGAGCCCGGAUGGAGAUAUUAUAGACUGUGUCCACAUCUCUCAUCAGCCAGCCCUUGAUCAUCCUUUACUCAAAAACUAUACUGUCCAGGUGUGCUAUCUUUCCCCCUUACUUUCUCUUCUUUUCAAAUCCUUCCCCUUUCACUUAAUAUUUACACCUAGGGAUCUCUUUACUUUGUCCUCACUUUGUGCAAUCUUCAGAUGAGGCCAAGUUUCCACCCAUUAGGCCUAGAUGAUGGGAAUGAGGUGGCUUCAAAGAUGGAGACUAGCUCCAUACGUCAGCUUUGGCAUCAAAAUGGGAGGUGCCCAAGGACACCAUCCCUAUUAGGAGGACCAAGAAGGAUGAUGUGAUGAGAGCGAGCUCUGUCGAAAGAUACGGAAAGAAGAGGCACCAUCCCUAGUAGGAGGACCAAGAAGGAUGAUGUGAACAAUCGAUGGACAACAAAAAUAAAUAUUUUUCUUUUUGUAUAUUCAAGUAAUUUAAUAGCCCACAAGAAAGAGAGAGAAAAUCUUGUUAUGGAAAUCCUUCAUUAUGGAGGAAACAAUUGAUGGACAAUUAAUUUGAUAAUCAGAUAAGCUCUUUCAAUUAAUGCACAAAAUCAAGCAGAAUCUGUGGCAUUUAAUUUAAGUAAGAUAUUCUUUGAUAUAUAAUAGGCAACCAGGAAGAAGAAGUUUGUUAUAUAUAUAUUGGAUGGUGUAUGUUUUUAUUUUCAUUGAAAAGGGUUUGAAAGAAAGGGCUAUGGAGGUGCACAAUAGUAUGAGCCAUGGUCUAGUCGCGCUAUUGCUGAUGAUGAUUUGCUUAUCUUGCAUCAUGCCUAGAGUGUGGGCUACAAUCGAGCAGUUCGAGAUGCAGCAACACCUGAUCCGAUUGGAUAAACCUGUCAAAAGCAUCAAGAGCCCGGAUGGGGAUAUCAUAGACUGUGUCCAUAUCUCUCAUCAGCCAGCCUUCGAUCAUCCUUCGCUCAAAAACCAUACUAUCCAGAUGAGACCAAGUUUCCAACUAUUAGGCCUAUACGAUGAGAAUAGGGAGGCAUCAAAGAUGGAAACUAGCUCCAUACCUCAACUUUGGCAUCAAAAUGGGAGGUGCCCCGAGGACACCAUCCCUAUUAGGAGAACUAAGAAGGGUGAUGUGCUGAGGUCCAGCUUUAUCGAAAGAUAUGGAAAGAAGAGGCAUAGGACAAUCGCAAAUCCAACUUCUAUAGAACCCAACUGGAAUAGCAUUGGACAUGAGCAUGCGAUUGCUUAUGUAACAGGAGAUGAGUACCAUGGAGCAAAGGCAACCAUAAAUGUGUGGAACCCGAAGCUGGAAAACAAAGAUGAGUUCAGUCUGUCUCAACUUUGGAUUCUUGGAGGUCCUACAGAAGUUCUCAAUACCAUCGAAGCUGGCUGGCAUGUUGAUCCAUCUCUGUAUGGAGAUCAUAGAACAAGACUAUUUACUUUCUGGACGGGUGACGGUUAUAAAUCAGGCUGCUACAACCUACGAUGCUCUGGGUUCGUUCAAGUCAACAAGGAGGUAGCAUUGGGAGCCACCAUUUACCCCAUUUCUAGCUAUGGUGGACGCCAAUAUGAAAUCACUUUGUCUCUCUGGAAGGAUCCAAAAACGGGGAAUUGGUGGCUGCAGUAUGGGAAUCAAUCUCCAGUGGGGUACUGGCCUUCUUCCUUACUCCCUCAUCUGUCCGAUAGUGCCUCAAUGAUACAAUGGGGAGGGGAGGUUGUGAACUUAUAUUCAAAAGGUCAGCACACCUCCACGGAGAUGGGCAGUGGCCAUUUCCCAGAAGAAGGUUUUGGCAAGGCGAGCUUCUUCAAAAACAUACGAAUAGUUGAUAAGUCCGACCAACUUCAAGCUCCUCGAGGGGUUCGCACUUUUGCUACACAAGCCAACUGCUAUAAUGUGCACCAUAAGAACAAUGGUUACUUCUACUACGGGGGUCCUGGUUUAAAUCCUAGUUGUACAACGUAGAAGGUCGUAGGUUUUUGUAUCUCCAUCUUGUUGG